Molecule: messenger RNA, 6654 nt
Organism: Metarhizium acridum CQMa 102
Lineage: Eukaryota; Fungi; Ascomycota; Sordariomycetes; Hypocreales; Clavicipitaceae
Source: RefSeq, a predicted model, not a curated record
AUGCACUCACUGACCAACCUGAACAUGCUGUCCCCAAACGGCGAGUGCUACAGCUUCGACCACCGAGGCAAUGGAUACAGUCGAGGAGAGGGAUUUGGAGUUUUGGUUCUUAAAAGAGUAUCUGAUGCUAUCAGAGAUGGCGAUACUAUUCGCGGUAUCAUUCGCAGCACCGGGUGCAACCAGGAUGGGCGGACCUCCAGUAUCACCCUGCCUAAUCCUAUUUUGCAGGAGAGGUUGAUUCGUGACACUUACAACAAGGCCGGCCUGAGCAUGGAGCCUACCCGAUUCUUUGAAGCUCAUGGAACCGGUACCUCUGCCGGGGAUCCCAUUGAAUCAAAAGCCUUAGGAUCGGCAUUUCGACAAGUCCGAACAGCGGAUGACCCCCUCUGGGUUGGUGCUAUAAAAAGUAAUAUUGGUCACUUAGAAGGAGCAAGCGGCAUUGCUGGCGUAGUCAAGGCAAUGCUUAUCCUGGAAAGGGGAGUUAUUCCCCCUAAUACCAACUUCGAGAAGAUAAAUCCGACCAUUGAUGCCGAAUUUUUGAAUAUUCAGUUUCCGCUUGAUACUAUGCCAUGGCCCGUUACUGGCAUUCGGCGAGCGUCUGUCAACUCCUUUGGAAAUGCUGGAACCAAUGCUCAUGUGGUUCUUGACGACGUCUACCAUUAUCUUGAAUCAAACGGCCUUUCAGCACCGCAUCUCACAGUCCGAGACCCCCCAAGUAAAUCCGAACUUGAAUUAAAUGCGGUCAAUUUGCUCGGCCUGAUGCACCGUUUUUCUCAUUCAGAUCAUACCAAGCGACUGGAACGCCCAAAGCUUCUUGUGAUUUCUGCAAAUGACGAGAAAGGAGUCGAAAGACAAGCCAAGGCUUUCGCUGAUUAUUUCUCCAAGUUGAGUGACCCUUUGGAUCCCAGCUUCCUUGAUCACCUGGCAUACACGCUUGAUGUCAGACGAAGUUCCCUGGCCUGGAAGUCGUCUGCGGUUGUAAGCUCAUUUGGAGAUCUUGAAAACAUUGAUAAGACGAUAUCUGCUGCCACGAAAUCAAUAUCGACCCCUAGCCUUGGAUUCGUUUUCACUGGACAAGGUGCACAAUGGGCUGGAAUGGGACGAGAGUUGAUGGUAUUCCCCGCCUUUGAACAAAGCCUGCAACGGUCAGAAGGAAUUUUAUCAGUCCUUGGUUGCUCAUGGCGUCUGCGUGAAGAAUUAACGAAAAAUCCCAACCCAAGGAUCAACACCCCCGAGUUUGCUCAACCGUGCUGCACCGCCCUUCAGAUUGCUCUUUCAGAUCUUCUCGUCAGUUUCGACAUAUACCCAACUGCUGUGGUAGGGCACUCCUCGGGAGAGAUUGGGGCCGCGUACUGUGCCGGAGCAUUGUCUCUCGAGUCUGCUUUGAAGCUCGCAUACUACAGGGGCUGCUCAUCUGGUCUUUUAAGCACAGAGACAGCAGGGCAUAAAGGGGGCAUGAUGUCAGUUGGACUUUCGAAGGAGGCCGUGCAACCAUACAUUGAUGAGAUUACAAAUCGGUUUGGUGUAUCAAGGCUCACAAUCGCCUGUGUUAACAGCCCUAAGAACGUGACUAUAUCGGGAGAUGUGAACCAACUCGACGCCAUGAAAUCCGUGCUGGAUGAGAAAAAGACAUUUGCUCGGAAGCUGGUUGUCGAUCAUGCAUAUCACUCACCAGAUAUGCUGCGGGCGGCAGAUGCUUAUCGCAAAGCAAUUCAGGGCCUGAAGCCUGGCAUUUCUCCUCCAAACCAGGUGGCUAUGAUUUCUUCCAUGUCAGGCAAGCGAGUCGAGGCGAAGGACCUCUUGGAUAGCGAAUAUUGGGUCGCGAAUAUGCUGUCGCCGGUUCUAUUUCUUGAUGCCAUGGAUACUUUGUUAUCCAUAUCUUCUCAAAGAGUGCGCAACAAACUUGACCUCAGCCACCGGAAGCACUUCAAGGUCGAUGCGCUACUGGAGGUUGGACCACAUUCGGCACUCCGAGCCCCAAUCAACGACAUAUUGACAACACGGCGGAUAUCGCAGAUUGGAUACUCUUCACUUCUGAUCAGAAAGAACCCUGCAACCACGUCUGCACUUAACGCCGUUGGCGAUCUGAAAUGCCUUGGCUACCCGGUCAGCAUGAUGGCAGUCAACAAUCUUAAAGCCAAACCAUGGGAACAUUACAUGUCGCUGCCUAACUUACCGGAGUACAUUUUUGACCACUCUCAGAAGUACUGGGACGAGUCGAGGUUAUGUGCGAAUUAUAGGCUUGGGCGAGAGGGCAAGCUGGACUUGCUAGGCCAGCAGGUAAGCGACUGGAAUCGCUUCGAAGCUAGGUGGCGAAACUUCCUUCGCGUUUCGGAAAUGUCCUGGAUCGAAGACCAUUCUGUCAAUAGAGUCUUGCUCUAUCCAGGAGCUGGCAUGAUAGUCAUGGCAGUCGAGGCUGCGAAUCAAUUGACAAAGGCGAGCGACGGCGUUGUCGGCUUCGACAUAAGCGACGUGUCGUUCAAAAGGCCCCUCAACGUCUCACGAGACUCGGUAGGCGUCGAGACACAGUUCGUCAUGCACCUGACAGCAGAAUCUGCGAAGCCUCUAGACCAAAGAUCGCAGUUUCGAGUAUUUUCAUGGGCCGACGACGACUGGAAGGAGUGCUGCAAUGGAUUCAUCCGAGCUAGAUAUGAGCAAGUCGCAAAUGAGAUAGACAACGGCAAAGAACAGACCAAGGAACUCGAGUCGUUUGUGCAACAGGCCCUCUCUAUGGAACAGGAAUGCGUAAUACCCCUUGACAUUGGGACAUUCUACUCCGGCCUAUCCCAGAGUGGAUUGGGACUUGGACCUUCCUUCCAUAGAGUGACAGAGGCCUUUUAUGACGACAAGCUACGCGUCAGAGGCAAAGUUAGUCUUUUCGAGUGGCCCCAGCAUGAGUUUCCAGAGAUCCAUGUGAUUCAUCCCACGACCUUGGAUGGUAUAUUGCACAUGGGGAUUGCUGGUCAUACAAGAGUCAAGGUGACAGCGCGUACCAUGAUCCCAACCUUUAUCAGAAACCUCUUCAUCAGCAAGCAAGGCCUGAGCUUUCCUGGUGCCACCGAAGUUGAUCAGAAUUCUUGGUUGGAGAUGCAUCAGAAUGGCGCGGAUGUCCAUGGGUUUGCUCUCAACUCAUCCAAGGAUGAACUCUUGGUACAUUUUCAAGGCCUGAAACUGACGACGGUUGCCGACCAGAAUGGGAAUGCCGCAAUCCAGACAGAUCAGACUCGUCAUAUACCCUACCAUGUGGAACACAAGCCUGAGCCAGAUCUUUUGAGCCCUGAGGCCGUAAUGUCUGUCUGCCAAAGGGAUCUCCCUCCAAGUCAAACUCCUUUUGAGCGAUAUGUUGACUUAAUUACACAUAAGAAUGGGAGUCUCCGUAUUUUAGAGGCCGGUACCAACAAUCCCGAAUGGACAGCCCGCUUUCUCAAAGCUUUGACUGUCUACGCCCAGCAUACUGGUAAAAUCAUGCACCCGAGAUACCUCUCCUUCACCUUGGGAACUAGCCCCAGUCAGGAUCCGGAGAGUUGUAAGAAACAAUUUCAAGAUUUCCAGGAUAUCAACUUUGUACCAUUUGAUACCAAAAGAGACCCAUGCGAACAGGGAAUAGAUGGAUUAUACGACAUGAUCAUCGCUCCCGAUGCUGUCAGAGGCGACGAAACAGUGUUAGGAAACUUCCAUGGCAUUCUAGCUCCCUGUGGAAGGCUAUGUUUGCUGGAUUUCUCGGAAUCAUCUACAGACGGGCAUGCUUCAAGCAAGGGUCCGGCGGCCAAGGAGCUAUCAAGAAAAUCAGACCAUCUAGAGAUGCGCUUGGAGCUCGAGGCACCAGGGUCAACCGAAAAUACCAAAUCCGUUGCCCGCAUUUACAGCCAUAUCCCUGAAGCUGAGAAACAAACGCAAAAAGUCAGCAUCUUUUUGACGUUGGAUCCAGUAUCAACCCUGCAGACAGCCACAGCGGUCGCACUGACGAGCUACUGGAAGCGCAAAGGCAUACGUGAAAUCAGGACCGGAACUCUGGAAGAGGCAAUUGAUUCUGAGCAGAGGAACACCGCAAUUUUCGUCAUCCUACUCGAGUUAGACCGGCCGUUCUUGUACUCCUUGACAAGGCCAGCUUAUGGGCAGUUGAAAACUCUCCUGCAGUCCACUAAUAAUGUCUUAUGGCCAACGUUCGCGGGCGGAUCAAAUGCCGGCCAUCCAGGUUACGCCCUGAUCCACGGUCUAUCGCGAGUCCUUCACAAUGAAUACGCCAGUCUUAGCAUCACGGUUGUUGCGUUUGAUGCCAAGGACGCGUUGUCUGAAGGACAAAUAGGCGCUCUUACUCAGCUAUUAUACGCGAAGCAUAUUGAGCCCAACCCCUUCAUCUUGGAUGUCGAAUAUCUCGAGAUGGGAGAGACUUUACAAAUCCCCCGCCUUGUGCCUGCCACCAAAGUCAUGCACGAGAUACAUCGAAAUGCAAAAGAACGCAACUCUGGCGAGGUGUUGGUCGGAGAUGCGCCACCACUCUCACUCACCAUUCAGUCCGUCGGUGUUCUCGAUGGUCUCUAUUUUGAAGAAGACCAGGCGUACCAGCUGCCUCUCGAGGCAGACGAGAUAGAAGUGCAAAACCACGCAAUUGGUCUGAACUUUAAAGACUACUUGACUGCAAUGGGCAGGAUGCCCCAUGGCGUCAUGGGACAAGAAUGUGCUGGUGUCGUUACUCGGGCAGGAUCCGAGACGUGUUUCAAAGCAGGAGAUCGUGUCGUCAUGACGGCACCGUCGACGUUCAAAACAUUGGCCAGGGGCAAAGUUGCUGCCCGGAUUCCCGAUGAUAUGACUUUUGCCCAUGCAGCAGCAAUACCGGCGCAGUUCGUUACCGCAUGGCAAGUGAUUCACCGCCUUGCUCGACUCGAACAAGGCGAGACGAUUCUCAUCCAUACGGCAGCCAGUGGCACAGGGCAGGCCGCGAUUCAACUUGCAAAGUCACUUGGCGCCAUCGUGUACGCGACCGUGGGAUCGGCGGAGAAGAAACGGCUUCUCAUCGAUGCAUACCAGGUUCCAGAGGAACACAUUUUCUAUAGUCGUGACACGAGCUUCGAAAAGGGCAUUCAACGAGUCACGAAUGGUCGAGGCGUGGAUGUGGUCAUCAACACCUUGGUAGGCGAUGGGUUGCUCGCAUCUUUGAAAUGCGUCGCGCCGCAUGGUCGUUUUGUCGAGAUUGGCGAAAAGAAACUCGUUUCGAACACCACCAUCCACUUAUCUGGGCUCCGAGAAAACGUCACCUUCAUUGUAUUUGAUGCGUCUGCCUGGCUCAAGGAGCGCUUCACCCUCGCCCGUCGGGACUUGUCGAAGAUUAUGGACUUGUUUGCUCAAGGAAAACUUCACUCUGCGCUACCCUUGCACAUUUGUGACAUAUCGGAGGUUGGGGGAGUCUUCAAAAGGAUCCAUCGUGGAGACAGUAUAGGCAAGUUUGUAUUCGAGGUGAAUCCAGAAUCACAGGUCCAGGCAACUAUCAGCACUAAACCUAGCUUUUACAUGGAUUCCAACGCGACUUUUGUAAUUGCAGGCGGACUUGGGGGCAUCGGCCGUGCCACGGCUCGCUGGAUGGCGGAUCGCGGCGCAAAGAACCUGAUCCUAGUUUCGCGCUUUGGCGUCCGAACCGACUCUGCUCAGAAACUGGUAGACGAGUUGCAGUCCAAGGGAGUGCGUGUAGAGACUCCAGCUUGUGAUGUCACCGACUUGGAGGGCAUGAGGGAGACCUUUGGCAAGUUGAUGCCAGAAAUGCCACCCAUCAAAGGCGCUCUUCAGAUGUCCGUCAUUGCAAGGGACUGCCUCUUUGACGACCUAGAAUACGACGACUGGUCGAUUGCCGUACGUUGCAAGACGGUAGGUUCCUGGAAUCUCCAUGCCGUCUUACCUCGCGGGCUGGACUUUUUCAUCCUCCUCUCAUCUGCCUCUGGGCUGGCUGGCAUCAAAGGCCAGACAAACUACGACGCGGGGAAUACAUACGAGGACGCCCUUGCGCGGCACCGAGUGUCUCUUGGCGAGAAAGCCACCUCGCUGGAUCUCGGCGCCAUGAUCGACGAUGGCAUUGUGGCCGAGGACCGGAACCUGCUCAAUCGCAUUCUCGCGUACGGCGCUCUGGAUCCCGUCACACGACCAAUUUUCUAUAGUAUACUCGACUAUUACUGCAAUCCUGCGCUGCCACUUUUGACUCCGGAUCAGAGUCAGCUUGCCAUUGGCGUGGGCACCGGCAGAGGGGACGGGUUAGAGACGUACGACUUUGGCAGACAGCCAAUGCUGCAGCCGCUUAUGCUGGCUGGGAAAAGACGUGACGCGGCUGCAUACUCUGGACAGAGCCAUGUCAAGGAUCGGGAGCGGUUUGCAGCAUCCGAGUCGCUUGACCAUGCGGCCGAGAUAUUUGCAGAGGCUGCCACUCAGAAGCUGGCCAAGUCCCUUGCGACGAUGCAGGAUGGUACAUCUGUGGACCGCGACAGGCCGCUGCAAAUGUACGGCGUUGACUCGCUUCUGGCUAUUGAGCUUCGGAAUUGGAUCUUCAAGGAAUUCGACGCAGAUGUAGCUGUUUUCGAAACCCAGGGAUCGUCAACACUGGGCACGCUGAGUAUGCUGGUGGCCGGACGGAGCACCAUCAAACAUGACAAAUGGUUCAUGGCGGAAUAA